This is a messenger RNA of Medicago truncatula (barrel medic), 3751 nucleotides long. RefSeq lists its product as uncharacterized. The transcript is spliced from 5 exons. The record is from RefSeq and is a predicted model, not a curated record. Bases 620 to 3349 code for a protein of 909 amino acids. NCBI's taxonomy places the organism in Eukaryota, Viridiplantae, Streptophyta, Magnoliopsida, Fabales, Fabaceae.
AAUUAAAGGAAGAUACAAAUUUUUCAGUUUCUCUAAGAGCAUAAAACACAUAGACCCACCUCACUGAUUCCCAAUUUCCAAACAUAACCCAUUAAUUCCAAGUUAAGUGAACUGCCUAAUGGGAAUCAAUCAGUAUUAGUAACAGUCCAUUUCAAUCCUCAAAACGUGUCAAACACAACAAAACUGUUUAUGCUACAACAAAACCAAGUCAUACAAAUCAAAAUCUUCUUCAUUUGUUUUGUCUUCAUCAAAAAAAUUUACACGUUGCUUUCUUUCUUUGUCCAUGUGUGCAAAAUCUUCUCCUACAAUCUCGGUUUAUUUUUUUGGUCCAAAUACAAAUUAUGCUUCAAAGAUCUUAUUCCACAAGUUGGAAAAAGAGUCCACUUUUCCACUAUGAAUGGUUGAUUUGUUAUUGAAAAAUUAUAUUUAUUUUAUGACCCAUUUCUUCUCCAUACUCUAACUUGGUUAUGGAAAUUUUAUGGGCAUAAAAAAAUAAUAUUUUUUCAAAAGUUUGGUUGGAUUUGAUUAUGGGUAACAAGACCAUUUUUCAUGCUUAAGAAAACUCUACAUUGGUUUCAUCAAUAUAUUUUGUUUUGUGAAUGAUUUUGUUCACUAAAACAUGGCUUUGAAUUUUGUUUCUGUGAGGGUUUUCAUCAGCAAUUAUGUGUUCUAUUCAUUUGGAUUGAUACUCAGAUUCUUCUUGAGGUUUCUUAAUUUAGGAGAUGCCAAAAAAGAUCUCAUUAAUUUACCAUCACAAUCACUUGGUGAUGGAAAUUUUCAUGAUUUUAAGGUUGAUGGUUUUGUAGAAGAGUUGUCUAAUUUCCUUUUUUGGAGUGAUGAUUUUCAUCAAAGAGAAACAGAGUGCUCUGUUUUCAUGGAUUCUGUCCAUGAAGAAAAAACAGAGUUCUCUGUUUUGAAGGAAAUUCACAAUGAUUUUCAUGAAGAUAGUGUGAAAACUGAGAUAUACAUGGAGAGUGUUUUAUCAAAGGUGGUUGAGUGUGAAAUUCAUGAAGAGGGUAUUGAUAAAGAAAAAGAAGAUGAAUCUGUUCAACAAGAUGGUGGUAAGGAAAAUGAAGGGGUAAGUGAAAGGUUUGUUUCAAUGGAGAAUGAUCCAAAUGUUGAUGAAAUGGAAACAAAGAGUUUUGUUUGCUUGAAAAAUGGUUAUGAUCUAUGUCAUGAUCAUAUGAAGAUAGAAGAGAAAGAAGAAGAAAUAAUAGAGCAUGCCAUAGUGGAGAAUAACUCUAAUGUUCAUGAAGAUGGAAGAAUAUUUGAUGGAAUGGAAACAGAGUACUCUGUUUUCAUGGAGAAUGUCUCUGAUGUUAUUGAAGAUGGUGAGAAAAUAGUUGAAAAGGAUAUAGAGGAAUCUGUUUUCAAGGAUGAUGAGGAUAAUCUUCAUGAGGUUAGCAAGAAAAUAGGUGGAAUUGAAACAAUGAUCACAGUUUUCGGUAACGACGAUGAUAAUAAAAUAGAAGAAGAAACAGAGCAAGAAACAGAGGACUCUGUUUUUGUGGAGAGUGAAACUAUAAAAACAACCACUAGUAGGUAUGAAUACUUCUCAGAAAAAGAUAUAAGUUGCUUUGUGGAAGAACCAACAACACUCCGAUUCAGUUUUCGAGAAUAUUACACGAGUCCUGAUGUUUCAACCAUUUCCCAAAAUGCAAACAAAGAGUUUUCAAAGCUUGAUUCAGAGAAAGACAUUGUAACUGAAGAACUAGAAGAAAAAGAGAAAGAGUCUAUUCAUUCAACCGAUAUUCCACUUCUCUUUGAGAGCGAGGCGUUUGGUGGAACUGAUUCAUCUGAUGAAGAUUAUUUCAUUUUCAAUGAAAACUCAGUUACAUCUGAUUCUGAGUCAGAAUCAUCUAGCUCAAGUGGUUUAAUCUGGAGCAACAGCAACAAAAUUGAUGAUUCAUUUUCAUAUGAGUUUCUUGGUAGCAAAAAUGGUAGCGAAAUUCUAAAGUUGAUGAUGAGAGAUGAAACAAUAGAAGAUUUGGAUGAAAACCAAUCUUCAUUUGAUGAUAAAGUUUCAAAAUUUGGAGUUGAUGAGGUUUAUUCUGAGAAUGAGUAUAUAGAAAUGGAUCCUCAUAUGAAGGGUUUGAAAACCUUUGAAGAACAUGGUUUUGAAGUGAAAGAUCAAAAAGAAGGUAUGAAGAAAAGUGAAGAGGAAUUGAAUGGAUCAGAAUCUGAUGAAGAUGAUUUUGAAUGGGAGCAUGAAGAAAUAGUGGAACAAUUGAAGUUAGAAUUGAAGAAUUCAAGACAAGGAGGACUUGCCACAAUCAUAGAAGAAGUUGAAGAUGAAGAAGAACAAGAACAAGAAGAAAAAGAAUCACCAAAAGUGGUUGAAGAAUUAAAACCAUUGAAAAUUGAAGUGAAAUUAGAAUUCAAGGAUCAAAUGGAUCAAAUUGAAAAAGUUUACAAGAGCUAUGCAGAGAAAAUGAGGAAACUUGAUAUCUUGAAUUAUCAAACCAUGCAUGCAUUAGGUCUUCUUCAACUAAAAGACCCUCUUAAAUUAAUUUCAAUACCAAAAUCCACCAUCUCAAAUGGAAUAAUUUCUCAAAAUUUGUGGCCAAGAAAAUCAACAAAGAUCACAUCUGACCCAUUUUUAAAACUUGUUCAUCAGCUUCAUAGAGAUUUGGAAUUGGUAUAUGUUGGACAAAUUUGCCUUUCAUGGGAAAUCCUAUGUUGGCUACACAUGAAAGCUAUUGAGUUACAACAAUAUGACUCACAAAGGUCUCAUAGGUAUAACCAUGUUGCUGGUGAGUUUCAACUUUUUCAAGUAUUGAUGCAAAGGUUCAUAGAGAAUGAGCCAUUUCAAGGUGGACCAAGGAUUCAGAAUUAUGUAAAGAAUCGUUGUGUGAUUAGGAACCUGCUUCAUGUUCCAGCUAUUAAAGAUGAUAUAAAAGGGGGUGAAGAGGAUCCAAUUGCAAGUGGAAGAUUGCAAGAUAUCAUCAAAGAAUCAAUGCGUGUGUUUUGGGAAUUUGUUCGAACAGAUAAAGAUAAUGGGAAUGUGAAUGUGAUUUCUAAGCAAAUUGGAAGUGAUCUCAAAGACCCUGCAAUUGCAAACCUUCUAGUGGACAUUCGAAUACAACUACAAAAGAAGGAUAAAAAGCUGAAGGACAUAGUAAGAACUGGAAAUUGCAUAGUGAAGAAGUUCCAAAAGCACCAUGAGGAUCAACUUGAUCAUGAGCAAUUGGUUGCUCAAGUUGGAUUGCGAUUGAUUUCAAGGGUGAUAAACAUGUCACAAUUGAGAAAAGAACAAGUACUAUGGUGCAGUGAAAAGUUGAACCGUAUCAAAUUUUUAAGCAGGAAGAUUGUCCAUGUGGAACCUUCUUUUUUGCUUUUUCCAUGCUGAUUCAACCAAUUUAGAGAUAUACUUUUUUUUGUCACAUAAAAUUAUAUACUAGCUUAGGCAAAAUUUGAAGAAUCAUCCCAAAAUUCUCAGCUUUUGUAAAUAGAUAUAGAACUAUUGAACCUCCUUGCUCAUACAUCAUAGUUAUCUAAUAAAUGGCAACAAAAAUUAAAAGGUAGUGCAAUGUUCUUGUGUAGUAGCAUACAAGUUUGGCUGGUUCAAUAAAUUUAUGAAUUAUAUACUAACUUCUUUAUUUUAUUCCAUUCCAUGAAGUUAAUACAUUCAGGAAUGGAGUUAGAAAUUUUAGAUAGUGUAUAAUUUUAGAUAGGAAUGGAGCUAGGAAUGUAGGCAACCCACAUGUAUUCAUAUAAUUUGUAGAAGUAAAGUAUUUUUUUAGAGGCAGAA